Conger conger (European conger) is the source of this 3993-nucleotide messenger RNA. RefSeq names its product tnf receptor-associated factor 4b (gene traf4b). The coding region runs from base 471 to 1886 and encodes 471 amino acids. The transcript has 7 exons. Gene Ontology annotation, molecular function: protein binding; zinc ion binding. The record is from RefSeq and is a predicted model, not a curated record. NCBI's taxonomy places the organism in Eukaryota, Metazoa, Chordata, Actinopteri, Anguilliformes, Congridae. Gene Ontology annotation, biological process: signal transduction; activation of NF-kappaB-inducing kinase activity; regulation of apoptotic process.
UUGCCCUCAGCCAGUAAGUCAGCGCGAUCUCUACAGGGAGGAGGGGCGGUGCUUUGUGUACAUGGCCCUAGCUACAAUUAAUCCUCGUCUCAAGAACUAAAUCGACUGCCCUUCCUUCAACAGACAUCACCGGCGUGUCUUCGGAACAACCCGUUGGCACCUUUUGGGAGACUGACAGGCAUCCGAUUAAACUGUUCGUUGUGCAUAGAUUUAACAUCCAACCCUGAUUAGAGGAGGCAAACACUAACUAUUUGAAGUCACGUUGUAGGUGUAACCAUCCACCUACAGCUGGCGUAUGGACUUGAAAUCUGAAGUCUCCGAUUGACGGAUAAAUGUAGCUAGCUAACGUUAUAAACAUAACAAGGCAGCGAGGUUGCUACUGUUGCUAGAAAGCCGUGAAGUUGCACACACAGGAAAAAAAGAACAUUUCUUUGCAGACCGCUACAUUUGUAGCCAGAUUUCCAGCAGGAAUGCCAGGGUUCGACUACAAGUUUCUGGAAAAACCAAAGAGACGGUUCCAAUGUCCUCUAUGUAGCAAGACAAUGCGAGAACCUGUACAGGUUUCUACCUGUGGACAUAGAUUUUGUGACACCUGUCUACAGGAAUUCCUAAGUGAGGGUGUCUUUAAGUGUCCAGAGGACCAGCUGCCCUUGGACUAUGCCAAGAUCUACCCUGACCCGGAGCUGGAGCAGCAGAUCCUGGCCCUGUCCAUCCGCUGCAUCCACAGCGAGGAGGGCUGCCGCUGGACGGGCCAGAUGAAGCAGCUACAGGGCCACUUCUCCACCUGCGCCUUCAACGUCAUCCCCUGCCCUAACCGCUGCUCGGCCAAGCUGACGCGCCGCGACCUGCCCGACCACCUCCAGUACGACUGCGUCAAGCGCAAGGUCAAAUGCGAGUUCUGCGGCAACGAGUUCACGGGCGAGGCCUACGAGAACCACCAGGGCAUCUGCCCCCAGGAGAGUGUGUACUGUGAGAAUAAGUGCGGGGCUCGUAUGAUGCGCAGGCUCCUGGCCCAGCACAGCGUGGCCGAGUGCCCCAAACGCACGCAGCCCUGCAAGUACUGCGGCAAGGAGUUCGUCUUCGACACCAUCCAGAACCACCAGUACCACUGCCCACGCUUCCCGGUGCAGUGCCCCAACCAGUGCGGCACGCCCAACAUCGCCCGCGAGGACCUGGCCGCCCACGUGAAGGACAGCUGCUGCAGCGCUCUGGUGCUCUGUCCCUUUAAGGAUGCUGGCUGCAAACACAGGUGCCCCAAGCUGGCCAUCAGCCGCCACCUGGACGACACCACCAAGUCCCACCUGACCAUGAUGUGCAACCUGGUGACCCGGCAGCGCCAGGAGAUCCUGGAGCUCCGCAGGGAGCUGGAGGAGCUGUCCGUCAGCCAGGACGGCGUCCUCAUCUGGAAGCUGGCCGACUACUCCCGCCGGCUGCAGGAGUCCAAGCUGCGGAGCAACCACGAGCUCUUCAGCCCGCCCUUCUACUCCCACCGCUACGGGUACCGGCUCCAGGUGUCGGCCUUCCUCAACGGGAACGGCAGCGGCGAGGGCACCCACCUGUCCAUCUACAUCCGGGUCCUGCCGGGCGAGUACGACAGCCUGCUGGAGUGGCCCUUCUCCUACAAGGUGACCUUCUCCAUCCUGGACCAGAGCGACCCCUCCCUGUCCAAGCCCCAACACAUCACCGAGACCUUCAACCCCGACCCCAACUGGAAGAACUUCCAGAAGCCCAGCUCCACCGCCCGCAACUCGCUGGACGAGAGCACGCUCGGUUUCGGGUACCCCAAGUUCAUCUCCCACGAGGAGAUCAAGAAGAGGAACUACGUCCGAGAGAACGCCAUCUUCCUCAAGGCCUCCAUAGACAUCCCCCAGAAGAUCAUCGCCUGAGCGGGGUGUGCAUUGUUCCGUGUUUUGGAGGUCGUAGGGAUUGGGGAGGGAGUGCGGGUAGGGUUCAAAACAGGAAAGGACUCUUUCGGCAAAGAUUUUGCCUCGGUGUUCUUUUGGAUUCCUUGCAGCAGGCCGGUUUCUGGGCGAGUGGGACAGGUUGUGUCAGCUGGCCAGAAAGGGAAUUGCUGGCGGUCAUUCUCAUUUUUGAACCGUUUAUUUAUUUGGUCAGAAAUGCAGACGUGUUUUUAGUCUGUGGGAGAGCAGCAACUUUUAAUUUUUUUUCGUUUUUGAUCUGCGACAAAAAAGCCUUGGAAAUUCAACAGUGCCUAGCAGUUUUAUAUAAAAGUGUAAAAAAAACCCUAUUAUCUUCCUCAAACCCUGAUCUAAAAUGUGAUAGGAAGACUGGGUAAAGAUGGUGAGAUGAGCGAAUGUUUGAAUUUUGUUGUAAACAUCCCACUGCAGAGGACACUGUGUGUUUUGGAUGUUUGGGAUCGGUUCAGAUUGGAGGGAAGCUGGUAGUGUAUUUCAGCAUGUCCCUUAAGCAGUUCUCCUCCACUGAAGAAAACACAGAAGAGUCCUUUGUGUUUUUAGCUGAGCGGAGGCAGAACUGGCCUUAAGACUGAACUGGCAGAAAAGAUGAGAGUAUUGUAGGAACUCAGGAUAUUAGAAGAAAGUAAACACGCACACACCCAUAGACACUCAAAAACACAAACAUACUCACACACAUGCACACAGACACACACACACACACACACACACACACACACAAAUACACACAAACAUGCAACACAAAUCCAGUUGCCUUCUGUUAAUGUGCAACUGCCCUAUUUCUUGCUUCCCAGAGUUGCAGUGCUCUGCAUUUCUGUCCUGCGCACGCAUUGCCCCCGAUCGGUUUUACAUACCAAAUCAUGUACGUACCUCUCCCCUCUCGCUACACCUUCCUGCCAGAGUCAGAGCGUUUGUAUGGUCUGGACUGCAAACUUUUAUAUAAAAGGUGCUAUUGGUCCCAGUAUGUCUGUGGAAACGGCACUUCUGGGACCCCUACAGUGGGUCCUCCAUGGAUACGUUUACUGAAAUUAGUUGUAGCUUGUGUAAUCUUCUGGGGUGAGGAAGGGUGGUCAUUGUACAGAACGGCAUCAGCGAUUUCACACACCGUCUCAUGUGAUCACUGUACUUCAGCCAUCUGUACUUGUGAAAUCCGAGGACAUAUCCAUUGUUCUUAUGAGGGCAUGGGUGGAGAAUGGUGAUGAAACCAAACGCUUCGACCCCAUGUGGCGUAAGAAAUGCCAGAACGUGGGGUUUGGCUUACAGUGUCACAGAGGGGAAUUGGGCUGAACCCUAAUCCUUGCCAGUCGAUCAGGGCUGGGACACUACACGUGGUGCAGGCCUUGAUCGUUGUAAGAGGCUGAGUGUGUCUCCACAGAGCAAAGUGCAGGCGGGGACGUUGUUGUAAUUGUCACAAAUGUCAAUCACGAAAUGUGAGAGAAGGGCUUCUGGAACGCCUCCCAGCACGACGGAGCAGAGCGUACGGCGUGUGCAAUACAGCCGUUAGCACGUUAGCAACCGCAGGAGCAGGACCUGUAAGUCACUACCAUUACUGGAAGUUAGUAAUAUAAAUAUACAGCUAUAAUAUAUAUAUGUGUAUCCUAAUGUAAAAAUAUGAAAGAAGCACAUUUCCAGUAGUUUUGAAUUAUUCUUCAAGAAAUUCCUGGAUCAAUCUUUCGGUAAUAUCAGCAAUUUGCAGUCAUUUACAGCAAAUUUUGUGGAAAAACUGAAGAUUUUUUUGUAGUUUGUAAUUUUGCAAGAUACCAAUCAUGGUUUUUACGAUACUGUUUUUUGAAUAUAAAAAGGUGUGGUUUUUACGUAGGAGGUGUAGGGGUGAGAAUGAGUUUUACGAACCUUUCAAAGUUUCAUCUCUUUUAAAAUGUGCAUUAUUUGAUCGUUUGUUUUCCAAUAUGCUGUCUGUAUUAUUUUCUUCUCUUAAAAGUAUUUAUUUUAAUGAACUAUGACAUUGGCUCUUUUUAAGAGCCAGUGCAAAUGUUUUAAUAUGUUGAAUGAUAAUUGCUUGUCAGAUUCCUCUUUUGAAAAUAAAAUAUUAUUUCUUACA